AUGUCUAAAAAGUUUGAAAAGCUGCUUGAUGCUGCAACUGAUAGUACUUUGCUUGAGCCCAAUUGGGAUAGUAUUAUAUCAUGCUACGACGCCGUAAGAUCUGGCGAAAUUCAAGGAAAACAGGCUAUGACUUAUAUUCGGAAGAAGAUUCAGCAUGAGAAUCCACACGUUGUUAUAUAUGCCCUCCUUGUCUUAGAUGCUUGCGUCAAAAACACAGGUCCUAAGAUAAUCAAAGAAGUCGCUACUCGUGAAUUUAUGGAGGAAUUUAAGAAUUUGGGAAUAGAUAGCAAAUAUGAUGAUGUUCGUAACAAAGUACUGGAAAUGCUACAGUGCUGGGCUAUGGCGUUUGCUAAUAAACCAGAAUGCAAAAUCAUCGUGGACACUCAUAAUCUAAUGAAACUUGCUGGGUUUGAUUUCCCUUCUAUUAAAGAAGCGGAUGCUAUGUUCAUGGCUCAAGUAGCUCCAGACUGGCAGGAGGGUACAGAGUGUUUUAGAUGUCGUGUUGAAUUUGCUGUCUUGACAAGAAAGCAUCACUGUAGAGCUUGUGGGCAGAUUUUCUGUGGAACUUGCAGUAGUAAGGUUAUGCCUUUACCUCAAUUCGGAAUUGAAAAAGAAGUUCGAGUUUGCGAUGCUUGUUUCGAAAAAGGAGGUCGAAGGCUUGAAAAGGCUGCAACAGCUGUUAACCCAGGAAACGCAGGAAAUAAGGAAACUAAAGUUGUACUUUCUGAAGUCACCGAAGCUGAAAAGGAAAAGCUCAGAAGGGAAAAGGAAGAGGAAGAUUUGGCUUUAGCAAUAGCUCUGAGCAAGAAAGAGGCUGAGUCAAAAGAUAGCCAUAAGGGUUUGUAUUCGAUGUAUACGGAAACCCAGGUUAACAGUAGCGCACCACCGGUUAACGACAAUGCCUCUGUAUCUUCUUAUCAAUUAUCUGAAAUCGGUUAUAAAGGAGCAGCAUCCAACGUUCCCGAAUCUCCUGGAGAUAGCUUAGCUGGUGAUGACCCUUUGGCUAAAUAUCUCAAUCGUGAUUAUUGGCAACAACGCAAAACAGGCUCUUUAUCGAAGGUAGAGGAAUGGGCUGGUAAUGCUGCUUCUGCACCAGUACCUUCCGAACAGUCCUACCCUUCCGGUCCAGGAACUAUUGUGGACGAGCCAGUAAAUGUAACUGCCGUAACAAACCAAAUGUCCGCUUUGGAAGUUGAUGGUCAAACGGAAUCGACUCUGCGUUGGUGUCAAGAUCUGAAGGAGAAUGUUUCGGUGAUGGAGAACAGAAUUAGAUCGAACACUGCCAGGGGACGACCCGUUGUCAACGACACUGCCAUUCAAGGCUUGUUCUUGAAACUCACUGAACUGCAUGCUCAGGUUCUCAGUCGGAUGUCUAAGCUGGAUGAAGAUCGAGCUUAUUAUGAACGGCUUCAAGAUCAUCUAGCCCACAUCGUUGAUGCGAGGUCAGCGGUGAAUGAACUUCGAGAUGAGAAUGAGAGAAAGCGUCUGGAACGUGUUGCUGAAGAGCAAAGGCUCCGACAAGCUCAAAUGAAACAGACUCUGGAUAUGAUGCGAAUGAAGAAACAUGCUAUGCUCAUGGAACAAAGAGACAUUGCCCUUCAAAGAUUCCAGCAACAAGAACAAGAAAUGGUUGUACGACGGCAGCAGCCUGUUGGGUAUUAUCCUUACCCUCAGCAACAGGCUUACCCUCCUAACGGCUAUGAUCAGCAGCAAUAUUAUAACUAUGCUCAGCAGCAACAGUACAGACAAACUACUCCUUCGGUUACAACAGCGAAUCAGUAUGAACAGUAUGCGCAACAAAAUGGGUAUUAUCAUUCUGAAUCCACAGCAGCAUCAAUGUCUCAAAAUCAAAUAAAUGGGAUGCACCAACCAUCGCUCAAUGGUAGUAUUCACCAGCAACAACAACCCCAACAACCCCAACAACCAUCGCAACAUCAUCAACAACAACAACAACAACAACAACAACAACAACAACAGCAGCAGCAACAACAACAACAACAUCAACUACAACAGCAGCAGCAGCAACCCCAACCACAACAACAGCAGCAACCACAACCUAACCACGUUGCCCUUUCGAACUACCCGUCUCAAGGUAUGCCCAUUCCAUAUUAUGGUGCUCAAAAUGGGCAGUACAUGCAACAGCAGUGCCAACCAUCAACCCAACAUUCAACUAAUCCGGUGAAACAGGAAUGCGCUCCCCAAAACUCUCAGCCUUAUACGCCUGCAAGCACUACUCAAUCUUAUGCUCCUGUACCUGAUGUUCAACAACCGGUUGCAGAAGCUCCAUUGAUUUCUUUUGAUUGA
Messenger RNA from Auanema sp. JU1783, 2304 nucleotides. NCBI's taxonomy places the organism in Eukaryota, Metazoa, Nematoda, Chromadorea, Rhabditida, Rhabditidae. The record is from the annotation of a GenBank genome assembly.